Messenger RNA from Zootermopsis nevadensis, 5477 nucleotides. RefSeq names its product phosphatidylinositol-4-phosphate 3-kinase catalytic subunit Pi3K68D (gene Pi3K68D). The record is from RefSeq and is a predicted model, not a curated record. Gene Ontology annotation, cellular component: cytoplasm; plasma membrane; phosphatidylinositol 3-kinase complex. NCBI's taxonomy places the organism in Eukaryota, Metazoa, Arthropoda, Insecta, Blattodea, Termopsidae. Gene Ontology annotation, molecular function: phosphatidylinositol binding; 1-phosphatidylinositol-4-phosphate 3-kinase activity; 1-phosphatidylinositol-3-kinase activity. Gene Ontology annotation, biological process: phosphatidylinositol 3-kinase/protein kinase B signal transduction; phosphatidylinositol-mediated signaling; cell migration.
CCCUUUGACAGUCUUGGAACAGAGGGAACACAGACUUCAGCGAGAGGCAGUGUGUUAGAAGUUUUCGAUCCCUUGCUUUCUGGUUGUCAGCAAGAAAGUAAGCUGACAGAAGAGAUGCAACAACUAGCAGUGGAACAGAACAGAGAAUAUGUUGAAGACGAGUCAGAUUCAGAGAGCUCUAUGAGUUUUUAUGAUGCGUAUGAUCCAUUUGACUACUUGGAUGGGUCAGGAACAUCUGGUGAUCCACUGUAUGCAGCUGUUGUGAAGGAUCGCACUCCAACAGCCUUAUCUCCCCCACCCCCUCUACCUCCGCGCAAUUCUACCAUUGAAAGACGGAGAACAUCAGUGGAACGAAGGCAGAGAGUUAAGUGUCGGUUGUAUGAGAAUGUGAAGGUAGUGAAGCAGAGGGCAGCUCUCCAUGAUUCAGAACUGCAAACAUUCCACUCAAUGGUGAAGAAACUUCGUGCGGAGUUUCCUUACGUUGAUCCUUACACAAACAUAGGCUUGGUGGUGAGUCCGACGAUAGAUAGUUCAUGUGGAGAAGGAACAAGUAUCAAGUUAAUUGUCCAUUCCAAGAAUGAAGAGAGUCCGGUUAUAUUUACCUGUGAUGUGAGCUCAACUGUGGAGCAUGUAAUCCUGCAUGUAGUGUGUGAACUGGAAGGGGAUUUGUGUGAAGAUGUCAGUGACUAUGUCCUCAAAGUAUGGGGCCUUGCGGAGUACUUCACGUCUCACACUACUCUGUCUGACUACGAGUAUAUUCAUCAGUGUAUAAAAUUGGAACGAGAUGUGGAACUCGCUAUAUUACAAACUGAUCAACUGAAAAGGCCUUUGGCUAGAACUGCUCAAGAUGACAAAAGAGAUGGAGAUUUAUCAUUGGAAGAUUUGCUUCCUAAUGAACCAGUUCAUCCUAUUUCAUAUGAUGCACUUCUUAUACUCUUGGAGACCCUAGAGCGGGAAAUGGAAAAAGCAGCUAGACAGAUGUGCGGCCACCAUGUUCCAGGCCUGAUGCCCCAACUUCAAGCCAAAUGCGUUGUUCAAGCUGUGAAAGCAGUCUGCGCUCUAAUGGGCAACGUGGAAACUCAGGACAUCACAGAAUCUGUGGAAAGCUUUGAAUCUGUUUGUCUGCAGUUUAUACCAGCUCCACCAUCAGAUGGCUCAAGACCUGAGAUUGUCAGUGAAGAUGGAGACUAUUCUGUAGUUCACUUACGUCAGCCACUUGCUGACGCGAUAGCUACCAACUGUGAUCUGAUUCGUGAUGCUGUGCAGGGACUUAUCGAGACCUACUGUCAUGCCUUUAGGGUUGAUUUUCAGCUUAACUCCAGAGCAGAAUUGCCAACAUGUACGAAGGAGAGCAGUAGUGUACUGGAUAGUGUACUGGUCCAUGUUGGUGGUUUGCAUCGUCUUUUGUCAGGAUGGAACCAUGACGAAUUCCAGUUGGUAGCACAGAUCUAUCACGGUACUCGGCCUGUUGGACAACCGGUCCUCUCUCAGUCAGCGUCUCGCACAAAGGGAUUUUAUGAUCGUGUGCUGUUUGACUCUUGGAUGAGUAUCGAGAGCACAAGUGUGUGUAUGUUGCCACGAGAAGCACGUCUUGUAUUAGUCUUGUAUGGUCGAACAAUGCAGCCUCCAGAAAACACCGGAGAGGAACCACGAAUAAAUGAAGUCGAGCUCGGAUGGUUUGCCAUGCAGUUUUUCAACCAUGAAGGGGUGAUGGCACAAGGCAGUUUUCUUCUCUCAUUGUGGCCUGCAGUAGCUGACAAGAGACUGGGGCCAGCUCCGUCCCCAGGCACACGCCCCCAUGGUGACAUCGAUCCUGUUCUAUGGGUCGAGCUGCCAGAUCUGGGUGGACGUGUGGUGUUUCCUCCAGAAGUCAACAGAAGCGAGAAGAUGAAGUCUGACGCACAUGUAGCCCCUCUUCAUGAGUGGACAAGUCUUGAUCCAAAUACACAGCAGCAGCUUUUGAACAUCAUAGAGCAGGACACUUUCACAAAGCCAAUGGUGGAGGACCGUGAAGUGUUGUGGGAGAAGCGACAUUACCUCUUCCACAUGCCACAAGCACUGCCAAAGGUUCUACUGGCAGCUCAUAGCUGGGACUGGGCGUGUAUUGGAGACCUCCAUGCAAUGCUGCAUAUGUGGAGCCCGAUGGAACCAGUCAGUGCUAUGCAGUUGCUUUUACCAUGUUUCCCAGAUGUUGAGGUUCGUCGUGCAGCUGUGAACUGGUUACGUUCAUUAGGGAGUGAUGAAUUGGUGGAUUACCUGCCGCAGUUGGUACAGGCUUUAAAGCAUGAGACGUGGGAGGCUUCACCGUUGGCUUACUUCUUGCUGGAGCGAUCACUUACGUCACCACGUGUCGCCCAUCAUCUAUACUGGCUCCUGGCACAAGCACUUCCUGGGGAGUUUCCACAGAAUUCCUCGGAAUCUACUGCGGAGGAUGAUGUCAGUAUAGGAGAAUCUCGUUAUCACCGUCGACUGCAACUGAUGCUCCGCGCUUUGUUUGCCAUAUCUGGUGAAGCACUAAGAGGAAGGUUCCUAGCCCAGCAGCUACUUGUGAAGAAUUUGUAUGAAAUAGCAGGAAAUGUGAAGGCAAGUAAAGAGUCCCUUCGGCUGAAGGUUCUGACACGAGAUUUGGAACAGUUGCAUCAUUCGUUAGAAGAUGCACCCACGUGUCUCCCACUGAGUCCAAGCCUUGAAGUACAGGGUGUGCAGGUGCGAACCUGUUCGUACUUCCCUUCAAACACACUGCCACUUAAAAUUAACUUUCUCAGCACUGAAACAGGCAUCAUACCAGCCAUUUUCAAGGUCGGAGAGGACUUGCAGCAAGAUAUGCUCACUAUCCAGAUGGUUCGUAUCAUGGAUAAGCUUUGGCUUAAGGAGGGGAUUGACCUCAAGAUGGUAACUUUUACCUGUGUACCUACAGGUCACAAACGAGGGAUGAUAGAGAUGGUGACAAAUGCAGAGACGCUGAGAAAAAUCCAAGUAGAACUUGGCCUGACAGGAUCAUUCAAGGACAGGUCUAUAGCUGAGUGGCUUGCAAAACAUAACCCGUCUGCGCUAGAGUACGAAAGGGCGGUGGAGAACUUUACAGCGUCUUGUGCUGGAUAUAGUGUUGCCACUUAUAUUUUGGGUAUCUGUGACAGACACAAUGAUAACAUCAUGCUCAAAACAUCUGGCCAUCUUUUCCAUAUUGAUUUUGGAAAAUUCUUGGGAGAUGCACAGAUGUUCGGAAAUUUUAAAAGGGAUCGGACACCAUUUGUACUGACAUCAGAUAUGGCCUAUGUAAUAAAUGGUGGUGACAAACCAACAGCCAAGUUUCAUCAUUUUGUGGAUAUGUGUUGCACAGCGUUUAAUGUUGUGCGUCGUCAUGGCAGCCUGCUUCUUAAUCUAUUUGGUCUGAUGGCAUCUUCAGGUAUUCCAGGUGUAACACUUGACACAGUCCGCUACGUACAGAAGGCAUUGUUACCAAAGUUAUCAAAUCCUGAGGCAGCAGCCACGUUUGCAAGAAUGAUAGAGAACUCCCUACGUUCAUGGUUUACCCAGUUCAACUUCUUCCUUCACAACUUGGCUCAGUUGAGGUUUACUGGUGACCAUAACGAUGGUGAUCUCCUCAGUUUUGUUCCUCGUACAUACACACUGCAGCAAGAAGGGCGUAUACUGAGUGUCGGUGUGUAUGGCUACCAGAAGCGUUAUGAUCCAGAGAAGUAUUAUGUGUAUAUUUUGAAAGUGGACCGGGCCAACCAACCUGACCCCACUUACUUGUUUCGCUCGUACAAAGAGUUCUGCGAAUUUCACCAAAAGCUCUGCCUUCUAUUCCCAUUGGCUAAGUGCUACAGUUUGCCCAGUGGCCUCUCUGUAGGCAGAUCCAACAUAAAGCAAGUUGCAGAACGACGACGUGUGGACAUCGAACGCUUCUUGAGCACAUUGUUUCUCAUGGCAGAUGAGAUUUCUCAUUCUGAUAUUGUCUACACGUUCUUCCAUCCUCUUCUGAGGGACCAACAGGAGGCAAAUAUCAAUGCAGCGAAGGUUAAAGAACGACGGACUCAGAGGACAUCGAACCAUGAAUCACGACGUGUUCGUGGUCAGCUACGGUUGUCUCUACAUUACCAGAGAGGAACACUUAUGGUAAUGGUACACCAUGCCCGUAGUCUGUCUACAGUAGCUGGAGGACAGGAACCAUCACCCUACGUGAAGGUGUACCUUCUCCCUGACCAAUCAAAGGUUACCAAGAGGAAGACAAAAGUUGUACGUAGGAACUGUCAUCCUACUUUCAUGGAGAUGCUGGAAUAUCGAAUGCCAUUAGAUGUCGUGCGUAGACGACGUCUGCAAGCAACAAUAUGGAAUCACGACACGCUUCAGGAAAAUGAGUUCCUUGGCUGCGUAUUGCUUCCACUUGACAGCGUAGACCUUGAAUCUGAAACAGUGGAAUGGUAUCCUCUCGGAAACCUCCAGAGGUGACGUGAGAAUCGUGCAGUGUCGCAAAACACUCUCUCUUCAUCCGUCAACUGAAAACCAUAUAAUAUGCUUUCGACAAUGUUUCUGAGAUGCAUGAGCUGGUAAACAGUGGUGACUCCGAACAGCAUUGGACUGCAAGAGAGGGAUCAGAGGCAGAAUUUUCUUCCAAAGUAAAAAAUAUGCAUUAAAGUAACCCGUCAUCAAUAUUCAUGUCAAGAUACAUCCAUGUUAUGCAGUUACAAUGGUUUGCAUCAUAAUAUGCCAAAUUUAUACAUUAUUUAAAACCUGAAUUUUGCAUCCAAAUUUUAAAAUAUGAAUGGCUCUGAGUCUAAUCUGAUUUUUUGAACAAAUGAUUAAUAAAUUUAAUUUAUUAAUUAUGGCAGCCCAAAUAUUUAUUCUUAACACAGAACAGGAACUACGUAUAAGCAUAUAGAUAGUGCUCAUUUCUUGUGUUUAUCUCCUGUUUCAUAGAAUAUAUAUUUUUGUGUCAAAAUUCUUCCUUUUUUGUAGCCAGUAAUAUAAAGGGUUGAUUGUAAAGAAAGGUGUGGUUUUUUAAUACUGUAAACUGUAUUUUAAAAGAACACUAAAUUAAGACUAUACAAUAAUACGUAUGAUGCAGCUAGCCACAUUUAAUGAAGUCACAACCAGCUUGUAGAGUGUACAUUACUGUUUGUUAAUUUUAAAGUGUAUUUAUUUAGCAUUUUUGUUGCUGCGUACCUUUUUAUUCUUAAUAUUUAUCGUCUAACACUGUCAUUUUAGAUUAAUUUACAAAAGUGUCCUUACAUACUGUGCUCCCUGUUGAGCAUUUUAUCUUGUGGUUUAUGAUGAAAUACAAUUACCACUACCAUUAUGUAAUGAUGAACUGCAUAAUGAGUACUUGGAUCUGGCCAGCUUCAACCUGUUACUGGCGUAUAGUAAAACAGUAAUGUAUUGUGUAAGUAUUGCACUUUCUUGUUAAGAUUUCAGAGAGUUGAAGAAUUCUGCCUAUGUACAGCCUUAUAAAUAAUAACAUUUAUUUUCUCCAAGAA